Striga asiatica is the source of this 1454-nucleotide messenger RNA. NCBI's taxonomy places the organism in Eukaryota, Viridiplantae, Streptophyta, Magnoliopsida, Lamiales, Orobanchaceae. The record is from the annotation of a GenBank genome assembly.
AAAACCAAAAGAAAAUGGCAAAUGACGAUAUCGAUUCCGAUCGCGAGUGGGAGAAAGAAGUCGAGGCUUUCGAAAAGACAAAAGCCGGCGUCAAGGGACUCGUCGAUUCCGGAAUCUCCAACAUCCCUAGAUUCUUCCUUGUGCCCCAAGGAACCGAGAAGAAGACGAACGAAAAAACCGGUCUUCUUCAAGUCACAAAAAUCCCGAUAAUAGAUUUCGAUCACGGCCUAUCGUGUGGGGCCCGCCGAAGGCCCCAAAUCGUCCGAGAAAUCCGCGAGGCUUGCCGUGAUUGGGGAUUCUUCCAAAUGGUCAACCACGGCGUCCCCACGAGCGCAAUGGAGGCCGUUUUGGACGCCACACGCAAAUUUCACGAGCAACCGAACGAGAUGAAAACGAGCCUCUACUCGUCUAACGGUAGACGGAACGUGAGAUUCUACACCAUAAACGGACACUUGAAGAAACCGGCCGUGGCCGGUUUCAGGGACGCGUUUUCUUGCACGUUCACGGACGAUUAUUUGGAUCCCGACUCGAUUCCUUCUAUUUGCAGGAAAGAAAUAUGUGAAUACAUGAAACACAUGAUGGAGUUAAGGGACGUUUUGUCCGAACUACUUUCGGAGGCUCUGGGGCUGAGCUCGGAUUUCUUGAGCCGAAUGGAGUGCAUGAAAAGCGAAUAUCUUUCGUGUCUUUAUUAUCCGGCAAGCCCACAACCGGACAAGACUUGCGGUACGGUCAACCACUUUGACCCCACGAUUCUAACGGUUUUGGUUCAAGACAAUUGUGGUGGACUUCAAAUACAUCAUGAACAGAAUUGGAUCGACGUGCCUUCAAUUCCGGGUGCUCUCAUAGCCAACAUUGGAGACCUUUUGCAGCUGAUUACAAAUGACAAGUUCAAAAGCGUGGAGCAUAGAGUGGUGGCUAGCUCGAGUAGAAGUCGUGUUUCGACUGCGUGUUUUUUCUAUCCGAGCUCUCAAGAGAUGGUGAAAGCGUGUGGGCCCAUAAAGGAGCUUCUAUCUGAAGAGAAUCCUGCACUUUACAGACACGUCAGCUACAUUGAAUUUGUGACACAUCAUCAGACUAACGUACAUGAAGGUCAGUCGGCUCUUUCCAAUUUUAGAAUCAUGUGAAUUUUUUGAAGUAGAAGAAGUCUGUUAGAAGAAAUUCCAUCAUUUGUGUAAGUUCUUUUAGCAGGAAAAAAAAAUUCCUCAAUUUGUUAAUUUUGUUCUCAAUUUUUUUUUCCCUCUUUUUGAAAGAGCACCAUAAAAUUCUUGUAUUGUUUCAUUCAUGUUGUGUUACUGUAUUACUUAUUCCUGUGAAAACGAUGAGGGACAAAUGACAGUUAUAUCUAUAUGGCAAGAAGAUGUAACAUAUGUUUGGUGUAAAUACAAACAAUCAAUCUCUGAACACUACUGUAAUAGAUUUGAAUACAAAGGAAUAUCAAUUCAAGAUUUCCAGUA